Prorocentrum cordatum is the source of this 654-nucleotide messenger RNA. NCBI's taxonomy places the organism in Eukaryota, Dinophyceae, Prorocentrales, Prorocentraceae. The record is from the annotation of a GenBank genome assembly.
GAGCUCCUCCGCCAACUCGCAGCUGCUCCCCAACACCGUGGAGGAUCCGGAUAUCGCGCUAGGCGCGGCCUACGCCUCCAACGGUGACGUGUCCGCCUCGUCGAGCCCGUUGGGUCUCGGGCUGCUCAGACAGCAGAUCAACGGCAGAGUGCACUCCGCCCCGGCCUCAACGGCAGCGGCCUCGUCGCGCGUGGAGGCGGACCGCGCGCUGGAGGGCACCUCCGGCAGCUCCGCGGCCGAGCGGGGCGGAGCCGCCGGGGCCGGCACGCGCCAGCAGGUGUCGCCCCGCGUGGUCCCGCGCAUCUGCCUGCCGAACAGCCAGCCGGUCAGGCAGGCCGAUCAGGCCCCCCUCAUGGGCAACCCGCACUAUGCGCACCUCGGCGACGACCACGACCCGGACAACGUCUGGGUCGCCGUCCCCGACGCGGGGGCGCUGGCGAGCGUGCUGUCAGCGGUGCCAUCCUUCCAGGAGCACGAGGAGUUCAAGGCGCUGGCGCCAGAGCCGCGGCCCACCUCUGCGCGCCCGCAGUCCACGCGCGAGCAGCAGAGCUCGAGGACACAUUCGCGGCCGGGUGAGUUCGUCACUUUCAACGGGCAGCGGCCGUCGCAGGCGCUGUGCCUGCUGGACUCGUCGCCAGUGGACGAAGAUACCGG